AUGCAGGGGGACCGGGCGGCCGAGCGGCCGGCGCCGCUACCGCCGCCUCCGCUGCUGCUGCUGUUGCUGCUGCUGCUGCUGUCCUGGGUUGCGGCGCUGCACCCAAGCGAGCUCUUCCCCUACGGGGAGUCGUGGGGGGACCUGCUCCUUCAGGAAGGCGACGACGAGAGCUCAGCAGCGGUGAAGCUGGCGAUUCCUCUGCACUUCUACGAAGGCCGGUUCAGUGACCUCUACGUGGGCACCAAUGGCAUCAUCUCCACCCAGGACUUCCCAAGGGAGACCCAGUAUGUGGAUGAUGGUUUCCCCACAGACUUCCCAGCCAUCGUCCCCUUCCUGGCCGACAUCGACACAAGCCAGGGCAGGGGCCGGAUCCUAUACCGCGAGGACACCUCCCCAGCUGUGCUGGGUCUGGCUGCCCGCUACGUGCGCGCGGGCUUCCCGCGCUCCGCCAUGCGCUUUGCCCCCACCCAUGCCUUCCUGGCGACCUGGGAGCAGGUGGGCGCCUAUGAGGAGGUCACACGAGGGGCGCCGCCCUCUGGGGAGCUGAACACUUUUCAGGCAGUUUUGGUAUCUGAUGAGUCUGAUACCUACGCCCUCUUUCUUUAUCCUGCCAAUGGCCUUCAGUUCUUUGGAACUCGCCCCAAAGAGUCUUACAACGUCCAGCUCGAGCUUCCAGCCCGGGUGGGCUUCUGCCGAGGGGAGGCCGAUGAUUUGAAGAGAGAAGGACCAUAUUUCAGCUUGACAAGCACUGAACAGUCUGUAAAAAAUCUCUACCAACUAAGCAACCUGGGGAUUCCUGGAGUGUGGGCUUUUCAUAUUGGCAGCGUCUCCUCAUUGGACAAUGUCAGACCAGCAACACUUGGAGGGGAACUUUCCAAAGCCCACACCUUGGCUUCUCUGGAACAUUCCAUCAGCCAUGUUGCAGCUUUGGAAAGUGACUAUACUGAAGACAAUCUGGAUUAUUAUGAUGAGAAUGAGGAGGACGUUGACUAUCCCACGAGUGAACCAGAGGAGGCAAGGAAUGGCCACAGCUCUGUUGAUGUUUCCUUCCAUUCAAAAGUUGAUUCAAGGCCUUCAGGAGAAUCUGCCAGCUGGGAUCCUCAAGCCAAAGAGGGGGCACCUCUGGGGAAAAUAGAUACUCCAGGUUUAAAUGGCCAAGUUGAGCCUCCUUCUGAACAGACAGAGACCAGAAGCCCAGCUCCACCAGAGACAGACAGAGAUUCACCGAAUCCCUCCCGGAAAGCCCUACCCUACCCUGAAAAUGAACACAUCCAGCAGUAUCCUAAUGGAGGUGUGGUGCCUUCAGAAAUGUAUGUUCCUGCAGCUCAUCCUGGAGGAGAAGUUGUUCUUCCACAUUACCCCUUGCCAGAUCACACUGCACCUCGGAGUGGCAGGAGGUAUGUGGUAGGAGUGGAAGACAACAUCAGUUCCAACACUGAAGUCUUCACCUAUAAUGCUGCCAACAAGGAAACCUGUGAACAAAACCACAGGCAGUGCUCCCAGCAUGCCUUCUGCACUGACUACGCCACCGGCUUCUGCUGCCACUGCCAGUCCAGGUUUUACGGAAACGGAAAGCACUGUUUGCCAGAAGGGGCACCUCAUCGAGUCAACGGGAAAGUGAGUGGCCACGUCCGCGUGGGCCAUACUCCCGUGCACUUCACUGAUGUGGACCUGCACGCUUACAUCGUGGGCAAUGACGGCAGAGCAUACACGGCCAUCAGCCACAUCCCACAGCCCGCGGCCCAGGCUCUUCUCCCCCUCACACCCAUUGGAGGCCUAUAUGGUUGGCUCUUUGCUUUAGAAAAACCAGGUUCGGAGAAUGGCUUCAGCAUCACAGGUGCUACCUUUACCCAUGACAUGGAAGUUACCUUCUACCCAGGAGAGGAGAGGGUUCAUAUCACUCAAAAUGCUGAGGGACUUGACCCAGAGAAUUAUCUGAGUAUAAAGACCAACAUUCGAGGCCAGGUGCCUUACAUCCCAGCAAAUUUCACAGCCCACAUUGCUCCCUACAAGGAGCUUUACCACUACUCUGACUCAGUUGUGACCUCUACCAGUUCCAGAGACUACUCUCUCACAUUUGGUGCCAUCAACGAAACACGGUCCUACCGAAUCCACCAGAACAUCACAUACCAGACCUGUAGGCACGCCCCUAAACACCAGGCCAUCCCUACCACCCAGCAGCUGAAUGUAGACCGGGUCUUUGCCUUGUACAAUGAUGAAGAAAGAGUGCUUAGAUUUGCUGUAACCAAUCAAAUUGGCCAUGUUGAAGGGGAUUCAGACCCUGCUCCAGUUAAUCCUUGCUAUGAUGGCAGCCACACAUGUGACACAACAGCACAGUGCCAUCCAGGGACAGGUUUAGCCUAUACCUGUGAGUGUGCACCUGGGUACCAGGGAGAUGGACGGAGUUGUGUGGAUGUAAAUGAAUGUGCAACCGGCUUCCAUCGCUGUGGCCCCAACUCUGUGUGUAUCAACUUGAAGGGAAGCUACAAGUGUGAAUGCCGGAGUGGUUAUGAGUUUGCAGACGACCGGCACACUUGCAUCUUAAUUGCCCCACCUCCCAACCCCUGUGAGGACGGCAGUCACACCUGCGCUCCUGCUGGGCAGGCCCGGUGCAUCCACCAUGGAGGCAGCACGUUCACCUGCGCCUGCCUGCCUGGUUACACUGGCACUGGGCACCAGUGUACUGAUGUUGAUGAAUGCUCGGAAAACAGAUGUCACCCCGCAGCUACCUGCUAUAAUACCCCUGGUUCCUUCUCCUGCCGUUGCCAACCUGGAUAUCGUGGGGAUGGAUUUCAGUGCACACCUGACUCUGUCUCAGAACUGAAACCCUGUGAACACCAGCAGCGCUAUGUCCAGGCACAAUCUGCCUAUCCUGGGUCCCCGCUCCACAUCCCUCAGUGCGAUGAGCAGGGCAACUUCCGGCCCCUGCAGUGUCAUGGCAGCACAGGAUUCUGUUGGUGCAUUGACCAAGGUGGUCAUGAAAUCCCUGGCACCCGGACUCCCCCUGGCUCCACCCCGCCUCACUGCGGAGCACCAGAGCCCACCCAGAGGCCCCAGACUGUCUGUGAGCGCUGGAGGGUGAGCCUGCUGGAGCACUACGGUGGCACGGCCCGCGAUGACCAGUAUGUGCCCCAGUGCGACGACCUAGGCCAGUUCAUCCCCCUACAGUGCCAUGGGAAGAGUGACUUCUGCUGGUGUGUGGAUAAAGAAGGCAGAGAGGUGGAGGGCACCCGCUCCCAGCCAGGCACCACCCCUGCAUGUAUACCCACGGUUGCUCCACCCACGGUCCGGCCGACCCCCCGCCCUGAUGUGACCCUUCCCUCCGUGAGCACCUUCCUGCUCUAUGCCCAGGGCCAGCAGAUCGGCCACUUGCCCCUCAACGGGACCAGGCUUCAGAAGGACGCGGCCAAGACCCUGCUGUCACUGCAUGGUUCCAUAGUCGUAGGAAUUGACUAUGACUGCAGGGAGAGAAUGGUGUACUGGACAGAUGUUGCAGGACGAACAAUCAGCCGCGCCAGCCUGGAACCAGGAGCAGAGCCCGAGACGAUCAUUAACACAGGUCUGAUAAGCCCUGAAGGGCUUGCCAUCGACCACUUCCGUAGAACCAUGUACUGGACGGACAGUGGACUGGAUAAGAUAGAGAGUGCCAAGCUGGAUGGCUCUGAGCGCAGGGUCCUCUUCCACACGGAUCUGGUGAAUCCCCGAGCCAUCACUGUGGACCCAAUCAGAGGCAACUUGUACUGGACAGACUGGAAUCGAGAAGCUCCUAAAAUUGAAACAUCUUCUUUAAAUGGAGAAAACAGAAGAAUUUUGGUGAAUAAAGACAUUGGGCUACCCAAUGGUUUAACAUUUGACCCCUUCUCUAAACUGCUCUGCUGGGCAGAUGCAGGAACCAAAAGACUGGAGUGUACACUACCUGAUGGAACUGGACGGCGUGUCAUUCAAGACAACCUCAACUACCCCUUCAGCAUUGUUAGCUAUGCAGAUCACUUCUACCACACAGACUGGAGGAGGGAUGGUGUUAUAUCAGUAAAUAAAGACAGUGGCCAGUUUACAGAUGAGUAUCUCCCAGAGCAGCGAUCACAUCUCUAUGGGAUAACUGCAGUCUACCCCUACUGCCCAACAGGUAAUGAAUAUUCUUCAGGGUACUCCUUUGGGUUAGCAGGGCGGGGAAGGAAUGUAUCUGAUUACCCCUGGACCCAGAGACUGGCUGUUGCUACUGGCACGGCCACCAUUGCCUUCUCUCCACCACCAGUGAGAACCAGCUUGAGCUGAAACAGUUAAUGGCAAACAUGGGUGGGGGGGGCAGUCUGAUGACCUUAAGUUACCUAACUUGAUUACACACAAAUAAAAACGGUCAGCAUAUUGGGAUAUUUCCCUUUUAAAAGAUUUGUUAUUGCAACCCUGGGUUACAAAAUACUCAUUGACUCCCCACCCCCACCCCCUAUGCCUCUAUUCUCC
Trichechus manatus latirostris (Florida manatee) is the source of this 4461-nucleotide messenger RNA. RefSeq names its product nidogen 2 (gene NID2). The record is from RefSeq and is a predicted model, not a curated record. NCBI's taxonomy places the organism in Eukaryota, Metazoa, Chordata, Mammalia, Sirenia, Trichechidae. The transcript is spliced from 21 exons. Gene Ontology annotation, biological process: cell-matrix adhesion. Bases 1 to 4275 code for a protein of 1424 amino acids. Gene Ontology annotation, molecular function: calcium ion binding.